This is a messenger RNA of Megalobrama amblycephala (Wuchang bream), 1080 nucleotides long. Its product is annotated as heat shock protein 30-like. Gene Ontology annotation, molecular function: protein folding chaperone. Gene Ontology annotation, biological process: protein refolding; response to heat. The coding region runs from base 307 to 882 and encodes 191 amino acids. The transcript has a single exon. Lineage: Eukaryota; Metazoa; Chordata; Actinopteri; Cypriniformes; Xenocyprididae. The record is from RefSeq and is a predicted model, not a curated record.
CUUCGCAGGCACGCAAAAAUCCUAGAAUGUUUACAUCAAAUUAUCAGCAAAAGUUUAUUUAAAAGUGGAGUAAUCCUUUAAAGCUAUAAAAUAAUAUAAUGAACUUUUAAGUUACACUUGUUACUUACUGUGUCGAUGUCCAAUCCUCAUCUAAAAUGAGACUGUGACAGGUGUGACGUCAUCAGUCCUCUCUCUUCUGCCCCCACUGGACGAAUCCGGAACUGCCUGGAAAGUUCAUGAACUCGCUGGUGCUGAAGAACACACGCUAUAAAGCCGAGUGACUCGCAGCACUCGAGUCAAAUCUAAAUGCCUCACGAGUGGACGAACCAGAGAGACUCGAGAACACAAACCCUGAACAUGUUGAUCCCACAUGGAUUCCAGCCUUCCUUCAGCUCACUGAUGGGAACCGAGUGGCCAGUGCAGCGCAGUCUCUGUCCGGAGAUCACAGCUCUUCACAGACACGCAGAAGUGCUGCAGGAGGAGAGGAGCAGCCUGGAGAAACUGCAGCACCAGAUCUUUGAGGAGAUCUAUCCAGUCUCCUGCGCAGUGGAGAGAGACGGAAGCCGCUUUGCUUUGAUGCUGGACACUCGCAACUUUUCCCCGGAGGAGCUGUCGGUCAGGCAGGUGGGCAGGAAGCUGCAGGUCUGCGGAAAGAACCAGAAGAAGCAGGAGGAUCCUGGGAAAGGCUCGUACUCGUGCAGAAUCCAGGAGUUCAGACGGGAGUUUGACCUGCCUGAAGGAGUGAAUCCUGAGGGAUUGUCCUGUUCCAUGGCUGAUGAUGGGAAGCUCUACAUACAGGCGCCAGUGAAUCAGAGAUCUGAAGACGCUGAGAGGAAGAUUUCCACUGACUGUGAAGCUGAAGACAGUCGAGACACAACAUGAAGCCACGACUGCUCAGAAGAAGAACCCUGAUCAGCUCUGAUGGACUGCCUCAAAUGAUGCUUCGUUUUUAUAUAAAUCCUGUACAGUUUGAGUAAAAUAUCACAUUUAUUUAUUUAAACUUCAUGUAUAGCGUAUUUAACAUGGAUAUACAGUGCGAUGCUUUUCCUCACAUUUGCUUUGAAAAAUAUUAGCACAAGA